Messenger RNA from Phanerochaete carnosa HHB-10118-sp, 1741 nucleotides. RefSeq lists its product as uncharacterized. The record is from RefSeq and is a predicted model, not a curated record. Bases 97 to 1641 code for a protein of 514 amino acids. NCBI's taxonomy places the organism in Eukaryota, Fungi, Basidiomycota, Agaricomycetes, Polyporales, Phanerochaetaceae. The transcript is spliced from 2 exons.
AUGUCAUAUCUAGACCGUACUCGCCUCAAUACUCACGGCUGAAUCCAGGACCUAACACCCCAAAAUAUUGUCCACAAUCACCCAAUUUCCAUCGUCAUGCAUGGUUUAUUCUCUAAUGCGGACGUGGUCCGUGACAUACUGGACUUACUACCCAAGACUUCCUUGACGGCAUUGGCCAGCACCUGCAAGGUUUUCAGCGACCCCGCUCUGGACCGUUUAUGGCAUACGAUGCAAUCUCUGAUACCGCUGUGCCAAUGCCUGCCCUCGCGCUUGUGUAACUUUUUGCCCGACCGCGGCCUGACAUAUGUCGAAACUCCGAUAACGACAGAUGACCGUGCGCGCUUCGAUAUCCACGCCGCGAGGAUCAAGGUGGUGGACUUGCAGAAGGGGGCUGAGCCCAUGAAGGAAGUGUCUCGACUGCUGCAAGGGCUCCUGGUCAGCCUUCCCCCUGGACGGCGCUUGCUCCCGAACCUGCAAGACAUUCGCAUACACCUCCUAUCGACCGAGUCGCAUGAUGGGGACGAUAUGCCAUUCCUUAUCUAUGUCCUUGCCCUCUUGAGCCCAAGCAUCGUUCGCUUUAGCGCAUUCCCAGGGUCGGCCCCACGUACGACCCUCAUGCUCGGAUAUAUGCAGCUCUUAUGUCCCGACGUCCAAGAGCUAUGUAUCACCGAGCUUCGCUGCGAUGUCUCGUCGAUGCUCGCUUGCUUUCACGCCUUGAAGGUCGUAAAUCUUUGUUCGUCGGGAGUGGAAAAAGAGGUACUCGCGGGAGAUUCUCUUAAGGCGUUCGGGACACUUCCUUGCUUACACAGCUUCUCGACGAACUUCAAGUUCGCUGCUGCAUCAUAUAAAACCCACUUUCCCCUCCAAUCCAAUUACUUCCCUGCUCUUGAGACCUUGGUUAUGCACGAUGUGACAGACGUCCUGGCUUUCGGAACCUUCAUGCAAGACAUAUGUUCGACAAGCCCCCGCCUCGCGACCAUCGAAGUCAGAUAUACGCUGCAUGGUGAGAAGUCGAUGCACGGCAGCCAAGUCAGUUCCCUGGCAAGAGGCCUCUCUGCACAUACUUCAUUAGAACAUGUCAAACUGUUCUGCUUAUCUCUGCGGCCCCGCGUCGAAGUGGAGGACUUGAACGACCUGGACGCUCUAACGAGACUACGAACCAUCAAUCUUAUCAACGUUUUACCGCCCAGGAGUGUCACGGAUACAUCAGUCAACGACAUCACUCGUAUGUGGUCAAACCUGGAAGUGCUCACUGUAUACAUCACCAGCGGGGAAGAUUCAAAAUGCACAUUGGCCGCCUUGAGCAAGCUUGCUACGAACUGUCCUCGCUUAUACUUCGUACGCCUUCCAAUCAACUACGCCUCUGUACCCCCCAUUUUGGAGGAUGCGCCCUUGCUACCUCGAAGGGAAAACACACUCCAAUUACUAAUCCGGCCACCCGCAAACAUCGAGGAGAACCAAGAACUAUCCAUAGCAGAGUAUCUUUCUGCGGUGUAUCCGAACAUCAAUUUGCAUAUUGCGGAGUCUACAUUAGAUUCGUCAACAGUCCAGUCUUGGGAGAACGUCAAGCUGCGGAUUGCGCUGUUGGAGAAAGUAAGGAGUCUUGAGAGACGUAGGAUCCGCGAGACUUCCGCAGAAUAAUGACUGUCUCCAUGUAUUGCCUUCAUGAUCUGAAUUUAGGAAAAUUUUCUUUACUCUUGUCAACUAGUUUCUUUGACUCCUAGGAGUAUUGUAUUAUAAU